Molecule: messenger RNA, 2490 nt
Organism: Arabis nemorensis
Lineage: Eukaryota; Viridiplantae; Streptophyta; Magnoliopsida; Brassicales; Brassicaceae
Source: the annotation of a GenBank genome assembly
AUGGCCUUUUCGAGAAUCGCUCUUCUUCACCAGCGAUUCUCUAGACAACAACGCCAAUUCCAAAGACCAUUCACUACGAAGCUUGACAACAGCAGAUUUCUUCAUCCCAAUCAAUCCAAACUUGCCCAAAACCUAAUCACGAUCUUCACAAGACAACAUUUUUCACCAGAAGACCCUGAGUUACUGAGACUCACUCCAGAGCUCAACACUAAGGUAGUUGAAACCGUCUUGAAUGGAUUCAAAAGGUGGGGGUUGGCUUAUCUGUUCUUCAAUUGGGCUUCGAAACAGGAAGGUUAUAGAAACGAUAUGUAUGCUUACAAUGCCAUGGCUUCUAUCCUAUCACGUGCUCGACAAAAUGCCUCACUGAAAGCUUUGGUCGGGGAUGUUCUGAGUUCUCGCUGUUUGAUGUCUCCUGGAGCGUUAGGGUUUUUCAUUAGGUGUCUGGGUAAUGCUGGGCUGGUGGAAGAAGCAAGUUUUCUUUUUGAUCGAGUUAGAGAGAUGGGUCUUUGUGUUCCGAAUGCUUAUACUUAUAACUGUUUGUUAGAAGCGAUUUCUAAGUCGAAUUCUAGCUCGGUUGAUUUGGUAGAGGCUAAGUUGGAGGAGAUGAGGAAUUGCGGGUUUCAAUUCGAUAAGUUUACUCUUACACCAGUUUUUCAGGUUUACUGUAGCACCGGGAAGGCUGAUAGAGCGGUUAGUGUUUUCAAUGAGAUUCUUAGUCGAGGUUGGCUUGAUGAACAUAUUUCAACGAUCUUGAUUGUAUCAUUUUGUAAAUGGGGUCAGGUGGAUAAAGCUUUUGACUUGAUUGAGAUGCUCUUAGAACGCCAUAUAAGAUUGAACUAUAAGACAUAUUGUGUUUUGAUUCAUGGGUUCGUAAAGGAGUCUCGGGUUGAUAAAGCACUUCAGUUGUUUGAGAAAAUGCGUCGGAUGGGUAUGAAGGCUGAUAUUGCGUUGUAUGAUGUGUUGAUAGGAGGACUUUGCAAGCAUAAAGAUCUUGAGAUGGCUUUGAGUUUGUAUUUGGAGAUCAAAAGGUCAGGAAUUCCACCUGAUAGAGGAAUACUUGGAAAGCUAAUACGUUCAUUUUCUGAAGAAAGUGAAUUAAGUCGGAUAACAGAAGUGAUAGUUGAAGAUAUAGACACAAAAUCUGUGAUGCUUCUUUACAAAUCAUUGUUGGAAGGGUUUAUUAGGAAUGAUUUGCUGCACGAUGCUUACAAAUUUAUUCAGAACCUCAUGGGAAAUCAUCAGUCGGAUGGUGUAUCUGAGAUUAUUAAGCUUCUAAAGGAUUAUAAUAAAGCAAUUCUCCCAGAUUCUGAUUCUGUUAGCAUUGUGAUUGAUUGCUUAGUCAAAGCUAGUAAGGUCGAUAUGGCAGUGACCUUGUUACAUGAUACUGUCCAGAACGGCCUUACUCCAGGUCUUAUGAUGUACAACAACAUAAUUGAGGGAAUGUGUAAAGAAAAAAGGUUGGAAGAAAGCUUGAAACUCUUGAGGGAAAUGAAGGACGCCGGAGUUGAACCAAGUCAAUUCACGCUUAAUUGUAUCUAUGGUUGCUUGGCUGAACGAUGCGAUGUUGCAGGAGCGCUCGACCUGCUGAAAAAGAUGCGUUUUUAUGGAUUUGAGCCAUGGAUAAAGCAUUCGACCUUCCUUGUAAAAAAACUGUGUGAGAAUGGGAGGGCUGUUGAUGCUUGCAAAUACCUCGAUGAUGUGGUUGGAGAAGGCUUCCUUGGUCACAUGGUUGCCUAUACUGCUGCGAUUGAUGGUCUAAUUAAAAAUGAUGGAGUAGAUAGAGGUUUAGAGUUAUUCCGAGACAUAUGUGCCAAAGGCCAUUCCCCUGAUGUGAUUGCAUAUAAUGUAUUGAUAAAGGCUCUCUGUAAAGCAUAUAGAACUACGGAAGCUGAUAACCUGUUUAACGAAAUGGUAUCAAAGGGACUAAAACCCUCUGUUGCUACUUAUAACAGUAUGAUAGAUGGAUGGUGCAAGGAGGGUGAGAUUGAUCGGGCCAUGUCUUGUAUUGCGAGGAUGUAUGAGGAUGAGAAAGACCCUGAUGUUAUUACUUACACGAGCUUAAUCCAUGGGCUAUGCGCAAGUGGAAGACCUAGUGAAGCGAUCUCUCAUUGGAAUGAAAUGAAGAGUAAACAUUACUGUCCAAAUAGAAUUACUUUCAUGGCACUUAUUCAGGGUCUUUGCAAAUGUGGCAGGUCUAGUGAAGCCUUAGUUUAUUUUCGUGAGAUGGAAGAAAAGGAAAUGGAGCCUGAUUCAGCUGUUUACUUAUCGCUUGUUAGCUCUUUUCUGUCAAGUGAAAACAUCAGUGCAGGAUUUGGGAUAUUCAGAGAGAUGGUUCAUACAGGAAGAUUUCCUGUGUCAUUAGAUAAGAACUAUCUGCUUGCUGUUGAUGCUACAAAUAAGUUUGUGGAAGACUUUAGGACAUCAUGUUAUCUUCCAGGUCUAAUAAAGGACGGCAGAUUUCCAAUUGUAGCUGCCGUGAUUAGAAAAUGA